Molecule: messenger RNA, 5555 nt
Organism: Ostrea edulis (European flat oyster)
Lineage: Eukaryota; Metazoa; Mollusca; Bivalvia; Ostreida; Ostreidae
Product: beta-1,4-galactosyltransferase 7-like
Exons: 6
Coding region: 425-1357 (310 amino acids)
Biological process (GO): carbohydrate metabolic process; proteoglycan biosynthetic process
Molecular function (GO): xylosylprotein 4-beta-galactosyltransferase activity
Source: RefSeq, a predicted model, not a curated record
UAAUUAUCAUUGAUGAGGUCACAAAAAGUAUGUUAUCGUUUUAGUUGUCUCGUGACAGCUAUACGUUAAACGACAAUUUAGACAAAUUGACAUAAAGAGAUAUGGGUCAUUCUUGUCAGAUUGGAUAAAAAGUGUUUGAUAAAUAAUAAAUUACGCUGUUUCGGAAAUAAAAUGCGUGUCCGAGAACAUAUGAACUUAGCGUGCAGCAAAAGUUUCCCGUAUAGUUUGUAAAUUCAUAAGAUGAAAAACUUUAUAAAUGUAGUCUUUGUGAAUAUUUUGCAGACCCGUUAGAUUUUCUGUCUAAGCUUGACAUUGGAGUACCGUAUUCUUUUCAACCUCCGGUAGACUUUGGUUGACCAAGAUAUUUAAUGUCUAACAAAAGGCAUUUCCUUCAUGAGACUGAUUUAACUGAAUCACAAUACAGAUGCCAGCAUGGAUCCGUUGUUUGGUCCUCAAAAAGAGAACCAGAAUAUUUGCUUUGGGUUUGUUGGUGUGUUUCCUGUUUAUGAUCUCCCUCAUGGUUAGACUACAGAGAGUUACUGAUCAGCCACUCAAGCAUGAAGGAAAUGUUAUAACAGAAAAACCAAGUUCAGCAACUGCGUCCCAUGGCCAUAAGAUAGCUAUCUUGGUUCCUUUCAGAGACAGAUUUGAAGAAUUGUUGGAGUUUGUGCCAUACAUGCAUAAUUUUUUGAACAAACAAGGAACAGCACAUCAGAUCUAUGUGAUUAAUCAAGUGGAUAAUUACAGGUUUAACAGAGCUUCCCUGAUCAAUAUUGGGUUCCUGGAAAGUCAGAAGGACUGUGAUUACAUUGCCAUGCAUGAUGUGGAUCUGAUACCAGUGAAUCCAGCCAUCACCUAUCCUUACCCUCAGACAGGAGUGUAUCAUGUAGCCUCCCCAGAACUUCACCCCCUAUACCACUAUUCCAAGUUUGUGGGUGGGAUUCUGCUUUUGACAAGGGAUGCCUUUGUCAGUACUAAUGGAAUGUCUAAUCGAUAUUGGGGCUGGGGACGAGAAGAUGAUGAAUUGUAUGUCAGGAUGCGACAUCAGGCACUCCAGAUUGAGAGACCAGUGGGGAUCACCACAGGUAACCAAACAUUUCGACAUAUCCACAACCGCAAGAAGCGACCAAGAGAUAACUAUAGAUAUUUUGGACAGACACAGAAAACGAGUCGCUUGGACAGAGACACAGGAGCCAGUAAUGUGCGUUACACUGUAGAAAGUCGAGUAGACAUCACCAUUGCUGGAGCUCCUGUCAAAAUUAUCAACGUUUUACUGGACUGUGAUCUUCAGGCCACACCCUGGUGUCUCAAGCCUGAGUACCACACAGUGUACAAAGCCAAGGGACUCAUUCCUUAGACUACUGCCUCCAACAUAGUGGACACUAAAAUAGGGUACAUUCUGCGUAACUAAGGGAUUUGUAUCUCUGAAUACAAAAGACUGUGCUUGAUGAAAGAGUAUGUGCUCAUGAGGAGAUGAAAGUUGUGGUUUGAUGUCACAUUGUAAGGUGCUAACUUAGACCAGCAUUACUAGCACACUGCAUUACCAGUCUCUUUGAACGCCAUUAUGCAGUGUGUACUUGGAACGCUAUCAUGCGGUGUGUACUGUUUAAACUACAUGUACAUGUAACUGAUAAAGUGUAAUACGCAAUUUCCAAGUUGCCUACUAGUUCUUUCCCUUUGUGGAACUCUUAUGCACAGUGAGACGCAAAACAUACUUUCUUCCACACGCGGUGGGUACAAAUGCUUAUCGCUGCCUUCAUAUAUUACCUAAUGGCCGAUUAUCAGACAUCAUGCAACCACCCAAACUGCUGUGACACACAAUUUUAGUGAGUUUAUGAUUAUUUGAUAAUAAAAUAGCUCAAAUAAAAAUCGAUAAUCACCAACUUUCUUUGAUUAAAGUAUCACUCGUGCAGACUUAGAGGAAAUAAAAAAUAAAUUCAUAUCUAAUUUAAUGGCCUAAUUCAAACAAUUAUUAUUCUUCAUAUGGUCAGUUUAAUGUAUAUCAACGGCUGAUAUAAGCAAAAUUUACGCUUUCAUAACUUUUAUCCUUACUUACAUAGCUAGUCUAUAACAUAUGUAUAUAUCUUGUACCCACCCAAGCGCUGAAGAGUUGAUAUCUCAGAACUUGCGUAUUACGGUGUACUCCAGAUAUAUUGAAAUUCAGGUGACUAACUUGAAUUGUUCAUUAUAUCUUGUGUUCAAUACUGUAGAUGUAUUUAAUUUCGUUGGGAUGGAAAAUUUGUUGGUUUUGGAGUUGUUUGUGAUCACUUAAAAAUUACAUAUUAUGCAUACGAAGUAUAAAGAAUGUUGCUUAUCUGCAAUUCUAACUUGCUUAAACUGUUAAAUAAUGGUACGAUACCCACGCAUUUAUAAACCAUUUGUUCGAUGAAGCAUGCUGUUCUAAAGACAUCUAUUUACAAACAAAUCCUUGCUACACGUAGGUGAUCUGUGGAUAAGGUUGCUGUACUCGAGCCAUUAGAAUGUUGAAACCGUUUAUAUAUUGUAUUCCGUUCAUCAAUAAAAUUCGUUAAGAAAUCGGACAUACUGGUAAAUACAAGGCUUGUGUCCUCGCCCUGCAUAUCAGGAUAAGAAUAUUCAAUUUCUCCGACCUGCUGCAAAAUAUCCAUAUUCCAACAAUAUUUAACCCCCAAUCCCCAGCUGUAAGGAAGGAUGUCCUCCAUAUGACCGUACAGUUAUAUGUUGCGAAUUUUAAAAUAAAUUUAUGAUGUGGUAUGCAGCCCAGGUGUCAGAUCACCUGAAGAACUUCAAAAAGGGCGUGGAUACGGACAUAGUGCUGGUGGAUCUACAAGCGUCUUAGAAUUGGCAUCAAAUGCGACACACAGUUGGGUUUCGUCUCAGCAGCAUAUCAGACGCACUGUCUGCAUGAGCUGAGUAGAUCUACCUGCACUCUGUUGUGUUGAUAUCAAUACUUAUUAUCUGAAAAUGAGCUGUACUGUUUUGAUAGUAAUCAUUUUUAUUUUAACAUUUUAAACUUUUUUAUUUGCACCUGUGUGUUUCUGUAACGAGUUGAAAAUGGAGGUACAUCGAACAAUGGUGAUGAUUAUGAUACUGGCAAUAUAACUUAUCUGUAAAUAGACAACGAAUAACAGAGACCGAUAUUUCUGACAUCAAACAUUUCCUGAAAUUAAAAAUUCAUGUUGAAUUUAAUUUUGUUGUUUUCACCUAAACAAGACACAAAAAAUAGUGAAAUUUUAUCCAACACAAAAUUAAAUACAUCUACAGUAUAACCAAUGUUGAACCAUAUAAAUACUGCUAGUGGAGAUUUAUUUUACUUCAAUAUAACAGAUAGUUCAAUGUAAGUGACUUCAUUAUAAGUGGAGUAGGCUGUAGUGUCCAGAAAAGAAUAAAUGGUUAACCCCGAGAGUUUGGUGCUCUGGUUUAGGUCAAUUUGAUGAGUUUAGCUACCCAAGAAGUACAAUAUUCACCAAGCCAAGAGAGCGAGGUGAAUAGUUAGUGUACUUCAAGGGUAGCUAAAUCGUUAUAUUGACUGAGACGAUGUCAAUAAUUGUUUUCAUUAUAUGGUUAAAUAAUUUCAAACAAGGAACUGGCUACUAGAGUUUAUGAAAUAAUACCUGUUUGGCAAUCUUUGUGUUCAGCUAGAAUGCAAGUCCUAGUUGAAAAGAUAUUAGAGACUGGAAGUUUUCAUGGGACGAUCAAAACAAAGUAUCCAAUUUGGAAAUUCCCCAAUUUAUUUUUUGUCCAAUGUUGGAAAAAUCAAAUGUUAUAUUCACAUCAAAGGCAUGUGGAGGUGAAUAUAAUGUUCUUUUUUUUUUUUUUUUUUUUUUUUAUAGUUUGUUAGAUCUCAGCCAAUUAAAAAAUACAAAAUUAUUCCAUCAUACAAUAAUGGUGUGUGUCCUCUUUCUCACCUGUCCAAAUAACAGACACAAUAUUCACGGCAGGAAACAUGUCGCAUUGUAUCAACUGUAGUCCUGUAAAACUAAGCCAGGGUGUGGAAAAAGUACACCAAGAUUUAUAUUACAAAGGAUUCUAAGAGAAUGGGACUACUGACAUGGGAACUAAUGUAAAAUUUAAAAAUCUUAUGAACAAACCAAGAUUCUGGAUAACCACAUACUUAACGUUUUCAAACUUAUAGACCUCGGGGGGGGGGGGUAACUUCCUAUAUAUUGGUAGGUAGGGAUGAGCCGCUGGAAUAGGUGCUUAUUUUGUCUGCUGCAAUAUUUGAUUAGGUAACUAAUUUAUGACACUUCAUAUAUAUAUAGGCCAGUAUUUUAAUCUGUUUAUAUAAAUAGGUUUAUGAUCUCAAUAAUCUGCAAGCUGUGUGAAAUCAAUUAGUGUACAUCUUAACAGAUAAAAUUAUACUGGCUUCCUCAAUCCUAUUAAUCUGUCAUUUAAUAAUUAACAGCUCAACAUCUGUAUUCUAUCAAUACUUUGUGACUAUCACCCCCUACUGAUGGUUAAAUGAUAUUUGAAUAGCCUUAUAUUGCUCUUAAAAAAUAUGUGAAUAAGGUCGAUUUAUCAUCAGUAAUAUAUAAAUAGGUAAUAAAUUUCACUAUCUUCAAUAUAUGAAUAGGGGGGGUCCCAAAACUGUCAGCUGCUCACCCCUACCAAAAAAAACCCGAAGUUACCCCCCUCGAGUUAUAGACCCAGGGUCAUUUCAAAAUCAUCACGGUGCAAGGAUGUGGCAUCCAUACUAAUAGAUGCAGCAUCCCAUUCUAAAUAUGUAGGAGUUUGGUACCAUUCUUUCCAGGACAAUUCCGGCUUAGGGACCAUGAAUCUUGAAAUGAGCUAACUUUGAUGUUAAUCUGACUUUUCUCUGUAUUUUCAUUAUAAAAAUGAGACAAAUGUUGGCCCUGGAACCAGUUUUAUUCAUGUAUUACCAUGUUAACUGUAAAUCGAAUAUUGUAUGACACAUGGGCCAAAUAUUGAACUGGUUUACAGGUGCUCUUUUUCAUAAGGGACUGUGCAAUAUCUUGCCGGACUAUAUUUAGUUCAAAUAUGUAUUUUAUAUGCCUGUCAUAAGAUGACACUUAAUGAUAACAGUGAUAUUUUUAUAAGUUGCUAGAACUUGUAACUAUUUAUAAAAUAUGUUCAAAUCAAAAAGUUAUAUUUAAGGUAAGACAUUGUCAGAUGAUUCAAAGCACUUUUCUUUGCAAGUAUAAUUAUUUUUUCACCAGCUUCAUUUUUUUGUACAGUUGGUGCACUUGGUGAUAUCUAUUUUGUUACUGAUAAUUUGGUUUGCGAUAUUGCAUUCUGUAUGGAUAUUUUUUGAUACAUGUACUUAUCUAUAAUAUUAGAAUUCUAGAUAUUAUGUGAAGAGGUUCUCCCAGAACUAGAUAGUACAAUUAAAAUUGUCCAAUCUGACAGACAUAAUGAACAUGCAUGUACUCCAUUUCACUGUAUUUUCUUUUUAUUACACUUUGCAAUCCCACAUCUUGUCUAAUCUGUCACUAACUUUGUCCCACAAUAUGUCAGAUUAGACAGGUUUCACUGUAUCUGUACACAUAUUAUACUAUUUAAUUUAGGACAUUUGCAUCAUGUAUAAAAUCUAGCAAUAAAUAUAUAUAUAUACAUGA